AUGUCCCGGCACAUGGAAGCCGGAGGCGCCUUCAGUCCGGAGUCCAGCAGAAAAGGCCGCCGCCGCUUCAGGGAAGGGGCGGGGCGCCCCACGCGAGGCGAGAAUCCAAGGCGGCGGCUGAGAUGCGGCCCGGAAGGGCGCAAGCAAGUCGCCGGCGCUGGGCACCCCCUGCCCCUCCGGGGCUCCUUCCGGAAGAGUUUCCUGAAGCCCCGGCCUGACCGGGCUCUGAUUCUCAGGGACUACGGCAUGGUGCCCUACAUCAAGAUUUAUGUGGAUAGCGAGCUGUACCGAAGAGACGCCGUGAAGAUCCUGGAGCAGUUGUCCAUCGUCAACCCUGAGGAGUACAUGAGCUCCAUUGUUGGGGCUCUCUGCUCCUCUACUCAGGGUGAACUACACUUCAAGCUGGAUCUACUUAAAUCUCUGCUGAAGACCCUGGUGAGCCCCAAGGGUCGCUCCGCCUUCAGGACCAGCGGUGGCUUCAACGGGCUGUUUUCCCUUCUGGCCGACAUGGAAGGCGCCUUGCAGGAUCCGCCUUUGGGCGCCUGGGCCUCCUUUGAUCACAGCCACAUACUAGGGCUGAUCCUACGCAUCCUCCAGACAAUGGCAGCCGCUCUGCACUUGGACCCCGCCAACCAGGACUUCUUCCAGAAGAACGGCCUCUUUGAGAGGAUGGCGGAGGACCUUGGCAUGCUUGGCUGCUUUUCAGCACAAAGAUGGGGACAAAUUCCUAGGCAGAUCAACAAACCUCGAUCCUUUGUUGAGCUUUCAGAUACAGCUGUUUGCUCCCCUGAGCUUUUCCCACCUGGGCUAAGAAGCUGCACCAGGAUAUUCAGCUUCCUGGACUCCAUGGCCAAGAUGAACCCCUUCGACCUCCAGAGCUGCUUGGAAGAAACAGAUCCUCCCAUACUGGGCAUUUGGGAUGGGACAGAAAAUCUGCAAGAAGAUUCUCCAGGAAAUCUUUGGGACCAUAGAAAGCCUAACAAAGUGGCUGCCGUCCAGCAGCCGGAACCCCAGAGCAGGCCACGAGGGGAGGACUCAGUGAUUGUGUGUCCUGGAGCCCUCUGUGUCAUGGUGACGUUGAUGGGCAAACUCUACAGUGAAGCUUGCCCUGAGUUAUCCCUGGAGAUCCAAUUCGCUGUGGCUGACCACAUUCAAUCCUUGAUGGGCUUGGAGAAAAACCGCCAAGGGGCUUGUGCAGCUGGCCUGCUGGGCAGCCUCACCCGCUCCUGCCCGGAAGUCCUGCACGAUGCCAGCAGCCCCCUCCACCCGCCUCUGAUCCGGCUCUUCGAGAAGCUCGCCUCCCAGUCCAUUCAGCCCGAGGUCUUAAGGCAAUUCCUGUGCCUACGGAUGAUGCCCCUUCCCAUCGCUCCUAAAAAGCACAGGUGUGGCAGAGAGGAAUUGGAUCGAGCCCAGAGGGGGGCAGCCCAGAAGAUGGUGACCCUGCAACCCAAACCCUGCGAGAAACUGCUAAAAGGUCCUAGAACAGCUGCGUGGAAGGAGAGCCCAAAGGAGACGCUUUGCUUGAGCUCUGACCCCCCGGAGUCUUCUGCAAUGGCUCUCCAGACGGCCAUGAGCCUCGUUUCCUUGAUAAGCCCACGCAGCCUGCAUCUGCACAGUGCCUGCCUGGCCCCUUCCUUUGUGGAGUUUGACAUGUCCCUCGAAGGAUACGGUUGUUUGUUUAUCCCAAGUAUGGCCACCAUUCUAGGCCAAAGCACUGAACGGUCCGUCUUGGGAGGAACUGGAAAAGGCAUCCGGCGGUUCCCCCCAGCAGAUGGCCUCACUUUCACCUCCUGGUUCCUGAUCAACAAGAUGUGUUCUGCUUGUGACUACCACCCGCUGCGUUUCCUUACCUUGAUGCGUCACAUGGCGAGAACCGAAGAAGCCUUUGCUUGCUUUGCUGUGAGGUUUUCUCCCCCAGAAGGUUGUCUCACCAUCUCGACGGAGGAAGUGGCAUUCGAGGCUUUGGACGCAAUGGUACCUGAAUUUGAAGAUGAGACCUCUCUCCUGUGCCAAGUUCAGUUCAGAUGUGCUCCUCUGCUCGUGACGGGACAGUGGCAUCAUCUUGCUGUGACUGUGGCAAAAGAAACAAAGCAGAUCUGCACCGUUUCAGCCUACCUGAAUGGCAGCCUGGUGGGCUCUGCAAAGAUGCAGUACAUCCGGUCGCUGCCAGGGAGCUUCACUUCUAUGGACCCCACUUCUUUUAUUGAUGUCUUUGGCUUUGUGGCUACACCGCUGAUGUGGAAAAAGAGGUCUUCCUUGUCUUGGCGCCAAGGCCCCAUGUUCUUAUUUGAAGAAGUUCUCUCCGUGAAAACUCUGCAGCUUAUGGAAAAACUUGGUCCGAGAUACUACAGCAAUUUCCAGGCUGUGGAGCUUAGAGGCUCCUGCAGCCAGAGGCCGAUGGCUCCUUUGGUGGCACCAGAGAAGAUUUCCUUCGGGAUCAACACCAGAUGCUCCUCCUAUACAACAGUCAAAGACAUAAAAGACAGCUAUGGUGAAGUGGAUGGGCGCCUGGUGGCUAAAGAGCUGAAGCUGUCCUCUCGUGAUGCUACAAUGCCUGUUUUCAUGGCUCAAAAUACUGCUGCAAAGCUCCCAGGGUGCUUAAGAACGAUCGGUGCUGUUGUGGUGGGCCAGCAAGGUGCCCGGGUCUUCCAGUCUUGUCCGGCAGUGGUCAGCCUGAGCUACCUGGGCGGCCCUUCCCUUCUGCUGGCUCUGCUGGCCAGGGCUCAGGAUGACCACGCAGUUUAUGCGGCCGUCAAGGCCUUGCAGACUGUCCUGAGCUGCAGCGCAGUGAGUGACCGCCUGAUGGGGGACGAAGGGUAUCAGAUUCUGGCAUAUCUGUUGAAAACAAAGGCCCACCUAUUAAACAGCAGAAUUCUACAUCUCGUUCUUUCCAUUGGUGGCACCACAGAAGCUGGCUUAGAACAGUCAACAAUCAAGAACUUGAAGAUCUUCCAACAUAUUGUCUGCAAUUUUGAGCUGUGGAGCCCCGCCUUGGAGAACCUGGACCCGCCUCUCUUCAAACACCUCACGGAAGUCCUCCAGUCCUCCAGCGGAAAGAGUUCGGCCGUGGCCCUCAUCCAGCAGGUCCGGAUGGUGCCCAAGCUUCUCCUCCUCCUUGGGGAUCCUGGGAUCCCGGCCUCUCGCGUCCGUCGGAUCUCUCUCCUCCUCCGCCAUUCACUCCAGGGACACUUCAGCCUCAAAGAUUUGUGCUGGAUUGGCUUAUUCUUGGUUUACACUUUAUGUCCUGCAUCUAUUAAUGAAAAUGAGAUCUUCUCCAAUAAUAUUUCAGAGCCAUUUGGACAAGACUUAACUCAGGCCCCUGGGAAAAUGGUCUGGCUUCGAAACCAGUUGUUGAGCAUGCUGCUAGAUGUAAUACAACCGGAGAAACUUCAUUUGUCCUCUGAGAUCCAAGAAGAAAUGUUCCAGGCCUUGGGCCCUGACUGGUUCCUGAUGUUUAUGCAAAGUCACGUCCAUGAAACCACAAUUGUCCUGGCAGCCAAACUGCUCUUCCAUUUCCUGCACAAGCCUGCUCACCUGCAUGAGUUCGGAGAGGGGAUGAUGGCGGGCCGCUGGCUGAGAAACAGCUUAGAGGGGCUGAAUAUUUUGACUGACAAUUUGAAGAGUUCUCCGCAGUUGUUUGAGUGCCACCCAUAUCAGCUCUCUGGAUUAACGGAGCUACAGAUGUUCCUGAGCAGCUCAGCCCACAUCCCUGAGAUUUACCUCCUUCUCUCAGGACUCCUUCUGGACACACCAGUGUCCGACCCUCCUGAUGAAACUCAAGCCGGCCUGGGUGCAACGCUGCAGUGGCUGCUGUGCCAUCACCCCACGGAGGCAGCAGUCCAAGCUGGCUUGUGUGCAGAGGCCGCCGUCCUGUUGCUGGAGAUGGUCUCGUCCCUCACCAGGCAGAUUCCAGCUGAGGGAGAGGAUUCCUGGCAAACCAGCUUCCUAAUGGAUGUCCUGCACUUUGUCCGUCAGCUGUAUCACAGAUACCCUCAGGACCCACUCUGGUCCAGCCCCACCUUCCUCCGAGCCCUGGCCUUGGCUGCCUUCCCCUCUGGGCCACCCCAGCCUCCAGUCAGGAAAGAAGUUUGGGACUUGAUUCACCUUCUCCUGAGGGGAAUAAUGCUGCUGGACUGGAGGGAUAAAAGUUGGCACCCGCUGGAGUUCAUGCUUGAGGCCUCUCCAGAGAAUGCAGCUAUUGAGCAAAAGAUGUGCUUCCAGACAGAGCUAUUGCUUUCCAUUAUAGAGAUUGUCUACAACCUUGGUCAAAAUUACAAGGAAACCUCCAGUUUAACAGGAAACGGUGAUACCAGGAAUGUUUUGGAAUCUGCAAGGCCUUAUUUUCUAGUAAAUGUUUGCUAUUUUACUCAGAAGCUGGUAAGCAAACUUCACGAGGGAGUGUUUGUCACAGAGCCGAGGAAGACCAUCCUUUUCAUCUCAGAGCAAGUGCAACUGGUGACAAGAAAACUUUUUCUCCACAAAGAAUCCAUUAUGAGCAACUUGUACAACUGUUUGAACCGCAGCAUCCUGUACUAUUUAUCGAAUUCUUCUUCUGGGUCCCAAAGUCUUCUGGAAGUUCUACAAACUCUUCAGAUGCAGUGGGAUAUCAUCUUUGCGGUGCACAAUUCGAGCCUGGAUUUCAUCACAAGCCUUUUGUAUUGCCUACUACAACUGAAAUCUAUGAGCUACCAUGAAAAGGGUGAGGCCAAAUGGACGACGACUUCGAGUUCCCCCAUUUUUCUUGGGCUGGGAAAAGAGGAGGAGAGGACCGGUGAUCUUCCUGGCCUGAAGGAUGUUCAGCAAGAGAUCCAGAGGGCAGCUGAGGAAAUCUGGCUCUGCCUUCUUUCUAGGAGAAGAAAGGAUUUAGAGGAUGCCUAUAAAACCUCUUUAUUUAAAGAGAAGGGUGAUGAAGAAGAGACCAUGAAGAUGGCUGAUGUGGCUCCUCUUUGGGAAGAGGUCAUGAGGAAGACCUGGCAGGGCUUUCUAGCGUCAGAAAAGAAAAACUCCCAGAGCAAAAUUCUCGUCAAUGCUUCCAGCAAGACGAGUGCUUUGAAUGAAAGCCUGACUCCUGGCAGGAACCUGAAACAGGGUUUUACGACAUAUUUAGAAAAAUGCAGGAGAACUGGCCAAGAACUGUACGCGGUUUUAUGCAAGGAUCACGUUGAGAGGCUGCUGUGCCUCCACUCGAAGUCUGCCAAAGCCUGGACAGACCUGGAAGACAGGCUCUUUAGGGAGGGGGGCCCGUGGGGGUCUGCGGUAGCUUCUCCUGUCACCAGGUGGGUCCUGGAUGCCUACGAAGGUCCUGCUCGGAUGAGGAAGAGGAUCCGGGUCAGAACCGCCCACACGGAACCAUCGCAGAACAAGGCCCAACAGACCCAGAAGGAUGCACCUGCUGCUCCAGCUCUUUUGGAAAAUCCAGGUGAACGACCAGCCCUGAUUGGAGAAGGAGAAGCAGGUCGGGAUCAGCUGACAUUUUUUCCUGCCCUGCACGAGCAUCUCCAUUCGGAGGAAAUCUUGGAAGUUUGUGUGGAAAGGAGAAUCAUCCUGCAGGAAUUCGUCCGAGGUGAAAAGGUUACCUGCCGCCUGUCUGUGGUGAUGGUUGAUGGACACGUGGUGUCAGAAGGGGCGCUCCUCCUUGGCCGGGACCACUUCUAUGUCUGCAGGCACUUCACUCUGUCCCACCUGGGGGAGGUUUAUUGCACCAGCCAUUGCUUGUCCUGCAUCAGGGAGCCAUUCAUUUACAACUUGUGCUAUGCCACGGAGGCCACGGCUGCAGAGCCCACGUGUUCCUGCCAUUCCUACAGUGACAUCAAGGAGAUCCGGCCGAUGCAUUUCCUUCUGCAGGAUACAGCACUGGAGGUCUUCUUAAACAACGGCUAUUCCAUUUUCCUUGUAUUCCACAACAGCGACAGGAAAAAAUUCUUGACAAGAUUUUCUUCAGUGAAAUCAAAAGGUGCCGCAGAUGAAUCUACUAAUAUAAGAAAACAAUCAGAGGAAAAAAAGUUCUUCCUGUUGAAGUGGCAGAGGAGAGAGAUCAGCAACUUCGAGUACCUCAUGUACCUGAAUUCUCUGGCGGGACGGACGCCCAGCGACCUCAUGCAGUACCCAGUGUUCCCGUGGGUCCUUGCAGACUAUCAUUCCCUGACUUUGGACCUGACCCAUCCAAGCACCUUCCGUGACCUCUCCAAGCCCAUGGGGGCUCAGACGGAGGGCAGGAGAGAGAAAUUCAUCCAGCGCUUCAAAGAAGUGGAGAAGACCGAAGGUAACCUCACAGCUCAGAGUCACUACUGUACUCAUUACUCCUCCGCCAUGAUCGUGGCUUCCUAUCUGGUCCGCCUGGAGCCCUUCACAGAAACCUUUCGGACUUUGCAGGGCGGGGACCUGGAUGUCGCAGAGCGCAUGUUCCACAGCGUGAGGAGCACCUGGGAGUCAGCCUCCAGAGACAACAUGACGGAUGUCCGGGAACUGAUACCUGAAUUCUUUUAUCUCCCUGAAUUUUUAACAAACCACAACCACCUUGACUUUGGAUGCUUGCAGGAUGGGACCCGGCUGAAUGAUGUGGAUUUGCCACCUUGGGCAGGAGGAGAUCCUCACCGCUUCAUUAGGCUGCACAGGCAGGCCCUGGAGAGUGAUUUCGUCAGCAGCCACCUCCACCACUGGAUCGACCUCAUCUUCGGCUUCAAGCAGCAGGGCUCAGCCGCCGUGAAGGCCGUGAACGUCUUCCACCCCUAUUUCUACAGCCACCAAGGGCAAGCGGGCAGCCCCGAGGACCCUCUGCUCAAGAGCACCGUCCUGGGGUUUGUCAGCAAUUUCGGACAGAUCCCACAGCAGCUUUUUACGAAACCACAUCCUUCCAGAAAUGCUGUGAGCCUGAGGAAACACUCAAUGGGGAAAAACAGCGUCCUUUUUCCUUCUCCGGCUCUCUCCGUCAGUAAUCUGUAUAAUCUGAAACCGUCAUUGGUUAUUCCCAAAGAGGCACCACAUGGGCCUGUGGGUCAUAUCGUAUGUACAGAAAGGGGGAUUUUGGCUGUGGAGAAGAAGAGUCUGUUGCUUCCUCCACUGUGGAAUAAAACCUUUUGCUGGGGAUUCAGUGACUUCACCUGCUGCCUGGCUGAUUCUGGAUCAGACAAGAAGGUGGCCGUCCUGGAGGCUCCGGCUGACUGGGGCGACUGCCUCUGCGCUGUGUCUCCCGCACCCAGCAGCCUCAUCACGUCCGGAAGCAGCGCCGUGGUGUGUGUCUGGGACCUCUGCAGGAGCCCAACGGGGCCCCCAGCCUUACUUCUGAAACAGCCUCUGUAUGGACACACACAGCCAGUGACCUGCCUGGCUGCCUCCACGGCCUUUGGCCUCCUGGUGAGUGGCUCUGCGGACGGAUCCUGCCUCUUCUGGGACCUGAACCAGCUGAGGUGCCUCACCCGGCUUCCUGCACAGGAGGCCGGCCUCUCGGCGGUUGCCAUCAAUGAUUCCACGGGCGAGGUGGCUUCGUGCGCUGGAGAGGCCCUGAGCCUCUGGACCGUCAACGGGCAGCCCCUGGCCAAAGGAAGGGCCCCCUUAAGGCCCGGAGGGAGCCUCUCCUGCUGCUGCUUCUUCGAGGUGAAGGACUGGGACGCACAGGGUCUCCUUGUCACGGGGGACACAGGUGGCUGCGUGCAGGUCUGGAAGCUCGAGGCCGCUUCCCCAGAGAGGCCGGGAGAGGAGCCGGUGAGCGAAGAGGCCGGCAAGCGCCAAGCCCAGCAGGGCGGCCGAGCGGAGAAAGCGGCCUUCGUCCUGCACCGAGAGCUGCUGCUUCCCACGAGCCCCGCGGAGGGAGCCCCGCGACCCGCCUCGCCCGUCACAGCCCUGGCGGCGUCCAGGAAUUAUUCCAAGCUUCUGGCCGGCAAUGAGGACGGGAAGAUCAUCUGUUGGUCAAUUGAUGAAUAGAAGGAAGAAGUACAGUGUAAAUGUAAAUCCCAGCAAAAGCUCCUUAGCUGAGUCAAGGAUGGGAUGGAUCUGACUCACCUGAGUCGAGAAAUGAUUACCUUGGGCAGGGCAGAUGGGAGAAAUGUUCAGGACUAUUUGGCCCCAAAGCCUCUCCCCCUGGGGCCUUGCCAGGCUGAGGUAGCAAGUUCCCACUGGAGUUUUCAGAAGGGCCCAGGCCCAGGGGAUCUGGGGGCCGAUUUCUCCGGAGAUGAACUGGCAACUGAGACAGGGGCGAAAAUUCUCCGAUCUUUGAAAGCCUCUUUCUGCCCUCCCCAGCACCAAGGAACAAAUUAAUCUAUGAAAAUGCUCAGCUCAACUAGUAUUACCUAAAUAUUAUUGAAUAACUCUGGGUCUUAUUUAUUAUCAAUAUUUUUGCUUUCCUGAAACUUUAGCAAUGGAGGAUUAAGUUUCACAGGAUUCAUCCUGAUAUCUGAAUUUCUGGCAGUUUCUUUUGUCCCUCCCUUAAAAAAAAAGGGGCCACACAACCACAGAUGUUGACCGAGACCCUGCUGAGUUUGUGUGGAGGAAUUAAAGUUUUCCACUCAGCCUUUUUUCUUCUCUGACUAAUAGCAACCAGAGUGGCUGCUCUGCUUGCCCAGGAGCCGGUCUGAGUUGACUCCGGUCUGCUGGACCAGAAGCAGAAACCGAAGUGAAUUGCACCAGAAUGGUUCUUGGGAAUGAUGAGAGAGACGGGAAAGCCACCCUUGGGGUUCUGGGGUUGCCCUUACUUCGGUCUUGACCUUUCCUUUUCUCUGCGCAGCCAAGCCCACUUCAGCUCCCAGGGGUAGCUGCACCUGCGUUUAGCGCUUGAUGCGGUGCUUUUCCCUAGGAGAUUCUCGGUAGAGGCUGCGCGGUUGCUAUUUUGGCUACGGAAAAUAAACUGAGCUCACCAAGUCUGAUUUGGCCAGCCUGUAGAUGACUGGAUGGCCUUGUCAGCAAAAAGAAGGUUGAGCGACAGCUGUUCAUUGCGAUAGUCCACAGAAGGGAAAGCCAACGGGGGCUCCUUCUGCCACCCAGGCACCCCAGAGGCCCAGAGAAGA
Messenger RNA from Pseudonaja textilis, 8999 nucleotides. The record is from RefSeq and is a predicted model, not a curated record. NCBI's taxonomy places the organism in Eukaryota, Metazoa, Chordata, Lepidosauria, Squamata, Elapidae.